Molecule: messenger RNA, 672 nt
Organism: Hydatigera taeniaeformis
Lineage: Eukaryota; Metazoa; Platyhelminthes; Cestoda; Cyclophyllidea; Taeniidae
Source: the annotation of a GenBank genome assembly
AUGUCAGUCGGUUUGCAAGCUGUACCGCUAGAGAAUGAGAACGAUUUGAAUUGGGAUGUCUCGCCAGAGAGGGGUCAUGUCGAAGUGAAGUUCUGGCCCUGGAGUGACAACGAUAUUGAUGCCAACGACGAUGACGACAAAGAGGAAGUGGAGGAUCGAGAUGAUAAGGACGACGAUGACAAAUACGACUUCGAUGACAAGGACAGAGACGACGACUUAGAUGAUAGGGAUGAUGAUGAUGACGACAACGACGAUAAAGCUGUUAGAGACAGAAGUCGAUACAGAAGUAGGAGAAGAGGAGGUCGUCCGUAUUACAGAGAUGACGACGAUGACAAGAAGGGCAAGGACGAUGACGACGAUGACAAGAAGGACAAGGACGAUGAUGACGAUGCCGAUGACAGCGACGACUAUGAAGGAGGAAGAGGACGGAAGAAGGGAAGGAAAGGCAGUCGCCGAUUUGACAAAGAUAGAGACGACCGCGAUUCUGAGGAUUCCUUGUGGAAACUCCUUCGUAAGGCAACGCGAAGGGAAUGGGAGGAUAUGUGUCGGCGAUUGCGUAGUCGCUAUGUCUUCGGUCUGGAUUAUGGUCGUGACUAUGACAGGGAUAACGAUAAGGACGAUAAUAAUAAUUAUGAUGAUGAUGAUGGUUACUAUGAUGACGACCGAGAUUGA